AUGGCCAGCCAGGUGUUGCGGAACCUCAAGUUCCAACUUUGCGACUCUGCAUUUGCUGCACCAUGAAGUCGCGAUGUCUGAAGUCGCAAAGAACAGCUGAUCGCCGAUCGGUCCGAUUUCGAUGGAGGCGCGCCAGGUGGUCGUUGUACAGAGUGAUGCUGCUGACUCUGACUCUGACAUACCUGUUAAGAGACUCCUCAGGAGGAUGAAGAACAGGAAACAUGUGGAGGUCAAGUAUGAGCUGAAGGAUGAGGCCAGCACCUUGCCAGCCAGCGAGGAGCACCAGGCCACAGCAUCAGUACAGAGCAAUGGUGGCAGUGAUGGGGGUGGAGAUGGAGGUAGUGGAUGGGAGCCACCCCUUUGGAAGCAGGUCUUAGAGAACCUCCAGACCAUGAGGGCAGCAAGGGAUGCCCCGGUGGAUAGCAUGGGAGCCGAGCAGUGCAUGGAUCAAGGUGUCAAGCCAAAGGUGUACCGCUUCCAAGUGCUCAUUUCCCUCAUGCUGAGCAGCCAGACCAAGGACCAGGUGACCCAUGCUGCCAUGACCAAGCUGCGGCAGCACGGCCUCACCCCUGACAAUCUCCUUGCCACCCCUGAUGCCACUCUGGGUGAACUCAUAUACCCUGUUGGUUUCUGGAAGAAAAAGGUUGUUUAUAUUAAAAAGACUUGUGAAAUCCUGAAAAGGGAUUAUGAAGGAGACAUCCCAUCCACAGUGAAGGAAAUGUGUCAGCUUCCGGGGGUGGGGCCCAAGAUGGCCCACCUGUGUAUGGACAUUGGCUGGGGCAAGCUGACUGGCAUUGGUGUGGACACUCAUGUUCACCGCAUCAGCAACAGACUGGGAUGGACACAGUGCCCCACCAAGACUCCCGAGGAAACCCGCCUGGCCUUGGAGGCCUGGAUGCCCAAGGAGCUGUGGAGCAACACCAACCUCCUGAUGGUUGGGUUUGGCCAGCAGGUGUGUCUUCCUGUUGGCCCCAAGUGUGGUGAGUGCCUCAACAAGGCUCUGUGUCCCUAUGGCAGAAAUGCUCCUCUCACAUCCCCAAAGAAAGGCUCUCCUAGGAAAUCACAGAAGAGAAAAGGGCAAGAAUAAGUUCAUCAUCACAUCUUGGUAUUCUCAGCACUGCAGAUGUGCUUCAACAUCAAGACAAUGGUCAUGAUGUUGAUGUACUCCUUAAACUGCAAUUGUGAAGGCAGCCAUGCUCACAAACUCAUCCCAAACAGCUUCAUUAUGUGACAUAAAGAGAUAUUGUACAUAUGUUGCAUCUUUUACAGAAUUUACAAGUAGAAUUACACCUUUUUUUUUUUUUUUUUUUAUUAUUCUAGAGAUGAAAAUAAAGAUGUAUUACAAUGCUUUUGAUACAAGAAUUCUCUUAUUCUUAUAUUAUGUACUAUUUGAUAUUUUUUACAUGCUUUUCUUUUUUUUUUUCCUUUCUUCAUUAGUUAGUAUCCUAAGUUAGACAUUUCACAGCUACUACUGGUAAGUAAGGUAGUGAUUUCACAGCUACUACUGGUAAGUAAGGUAGUGAUUUUCAAAUGUAUAAUGAAAGGCAGUCUCAGAGUCUGGCCAUUACCUUCAGUAUUAAGUCCAACCAAAGGAACUCAGGGAUCAUGACUCUUUUUAACAAUGAUGUAUCUUGUCAUAGAAUGAGGAAUGAAAAGCAAAUUUAAUGCACUUUAAAGUGAACUUAAAUAUGUUUGUACUUUUUAAAUUAAAAAGUUGAAUUUCUGGA
Molecule: messenger RNA, 1727 nt
Organism: Portunus trituberculatus (swimming crab)
Lineage: Eukaryota; Metazoa; Arthropoda; Malacostraca; Decapoda; Portunidae
Gene: Nthl1
Product: endonuclease III-like protein 1
Exons: 6
Coding region: 122-1087 (321 amino acids)
Biological process (GO): base-excision repair, AP site formation; nucleotide-excision repair; base-excision repair
Cellular component (GO): nucleus
Molecular function (GO): DNA-(apurinic or apyrimidinic site) endonuclease activity; 4 iron, 4 sulfur cluster binding; oxidized pyrimidine nucleobase lesion DNA N-glycosylase activity
Source: RefSeq, a predicted model, not a curated record